AUGUCCGCUUUACGCUUGUUGGGGAAAGUCUCGGAUAAAGCCUUUGUGUUUGUAUUGGUUACAGCGCUCGUGACGGUGUGUGUAGCUGAUGGAAAGGAUUAUACUACGACAGAAGAUCGCGGGGAAAGGAGUGACGUGCGGUGCCGUAUGGGGGAGUGCAUGAAUAACAAAAAUAUGUCUCAGAAUGACUGCUCUAUCAAUGACGACUGUUUAACCUUCCACGUUUGCUGCAAAAACAAAUGCGUAGAAAGCCGUGGGGAUUGUUUAGAACAGACGUGCACUUCAGACACUGAUUGCCAAAGAAACGAGACCUGCUGUACUGGUUUCUGUAAGCCAGGAAAGAACCCAUCAUGUGCUGAUCGGAAAAGCGGUGUAAAUCCUGAUGUAGCCCUGAUCAUUAUGUUAUGUCUCAUGUUUAUUUCCUUCCUGUUCUUCUGCUAUUGCGUCUGCCGAGAAAAAAUUUUAGAUAAUCGUCUGUAUUCUUCAUUAAUAUCCACAGAGGUAACUGUGAGCACGAGCUUAUCUCGAAGCCUUGAAUUCCCGUCUUAUCAGAGAUUCAAUACUAACGGUCCGUCCAUUCCAUCUCGAAAACUCAAAGUUCACUUUUAUGUGCCCAGAAUUUACAACCCACCGCCUGUCAGUUCAAAGAAACAAGACAAAGCCUUUAAACCUGCACCGCGAACUUGGUAUGGUGCUACUUGUGAAACAGUCUAACCUUACCAAUCACCGUAUCUUUUGAGCUCUAAUAUCAAAAAACAUGUUUUCUGAACUCGUCUCCUCACAAUUUAGAAAUGAAGACAAGUAACUGUGCGAGAUUAUUAUUUUCUUUAUUCGGAUAAUCUUUGUACCGUAUUAACCCGGCGAUGCAAUUAUUACGAGAAUUUUUUAAUUCCCAGACUGGAGAAAAGAGAUUUUAAUCCCGGUGAAUUUUCGUCUACCUAAGGCUGUUUUGUAAAUUCAACUCUCUAACAAUCAACGCUAUUUUUUUUUGUCGAGGUGUUGAUUUCUUUUAAAAAUUUCAGGACAAAAAACACCCUGUCGUUGUUGCUGUAUUUUUGUUUUACUCGAGUGACAGUACAUAAAGAGAAGAAGUAAACUAGAGAAUCAAUUCAGCUAAGUGGAUUCUAGAUUCCUUGAUUUUAAAAUGUUAUAUUAUAUCUCCACUUUUUUGUAUGUCAGCCAUUAAGAUGGAAAUGUUAGUUUAGUAAAGGAAUUUUAUCCUACCGUGAAACCAGUUUUUUGAGUCUGGCUCUGGCUCGAAAAGUAACCGCACGAAAUGCUGUCUCGCCAAAAUCGCGCCUAGGUACCAAUAAGUGGCUUGCGUGACUUCUCACGACUCCCCCCUAACGGGAGAGCUUGCUCGCUGACUAGACUUGAAAGUGAUCUGGCAAAUCACGAGGUGGGAGUACUGACUCGUACCCAGGCUUCUCUUUUGUCUUGUUUCAACUGUUAGCGUGUGAAAGAGGCUAGCGGGAGGCUCUUGGCGCCGGUUAUUUUUUUGGUUAGCCGUUUUAUAUAGUGCGUAAGGGGAACACGCGCGUGCGUCCUAUGAAUUUUUCCCAUUGCCCUAAUAAACCGGCACCUGAUACACAGACCCUUCUUCGAGAUGCCGGCCGGGAAUAGUUACCCGGCACCGUCCCGAGCUGACCGAGUACAAAUGAUAAGGGACGGUGACUGGGGACGAGUCAGGUGCGAGCAUGUUACGUGACUCCUGGUUACGUGCAUUCAAGAGAGUACGAAGGACGAGACCUUUAUACUUGCCAGUGGUGCAGUAUCCAUCUUGGUGACGAACGUCUCUGUCCAAUUUCCUUUUCGGCUCGUUUGCUCUAGUAAAUGCUCUUGGUUUUUAUCCUGUGGACAGGCUACACUCUUUUUUUUAUAUAAGAAUGUUGUUUUUCCGGCCCAGGCUGAAUAUUCUUAUUUUUCUGCCGAUUUUAGGCUGAAAGUAUUCUUGUAUUCUUAAAUUAUAGCUUAUGACAUUUCCCUUUUAGAAUGUAUUGGGGUAUCAAGUAUAGUUAGUGCAGGUUUUUGCGCCUUGUUGGCAAGUUUUGCCGUUCAGAGGAUGGAAUAUAAAGUUGAAAACAUAAUUGUGUGGUAUUUACAGUUUUUGAACACACAAAAUUACAUCCUUUUCAAAACCUCAGCCUGGGGUUUAUUCUUAAAAUAUUCUUAAAAUUUCGCAAAUUUCAGCCUCGAUAUUCUUAUAAAAUAUAUUCUUAUAGAAAAAAAGAGUGUACUUGGUUUUUGGCCACCUCAGUUUUAAAAGACGAGUAACACACAAACUGCGGCUACAGACAUCAGAAAUAACAAACCCAUUGUAUAACUGACUUUAAUAAUAUCAUGUUAACGGUCACUUCUGGAGAUGUAAGUUGAAGCAUACAAAACGUCAAGUUAGAUAUUAUAAAAGUCAGUUAUACAAUGCUUUUGUUAUCUCUGAUGUUUGUAACCGCAGUUUGUGUGUUAUUUUUUUGCUCUCUUUUCGAACCAGUUAAGCCUCGGGCCUGCCACGAUUUUGCUUGUGUAUCGUGCUGGAAAAUUACUGGAAUAUCAAAAAGUUGCUACUUAAAUUUCUGCAUAUUUUUAUAUCAAGGUCAAUUUACCACUUCAUCCCCAGGGUGAUUUUCGCUGUCUUAAGAGGGGGGCUUAACUGGUCCGAAAAGGGAGAAAACGAACCGAAAAGGAAACUGGAGACAGACGUUCGUCACCAAGGUGGAUACUGCACCACUGGCAAGUAUAAAGGUCACGUCCUUCGUACUCUUUCGACUGCACGUAUGCUCACAUCUGACUCGUCCCCAGUCACGCAGUCUCUUAUCUUUUGUACGCGGUUACGGAACGGUGGCGCGUAACUAUUCCCGGCCGGCAUCUCGACGAAGGGAAUAGUCUGUGUAUCAGGCGCCGGUUUUUUGGAAAACCGAUUUUGAGAAAAAUAAAUCCGACUGUUUUGCAGUCUGAUAGAUCUAAUGCUCAGUUAUUUCUUUUAAAAAAGCAUUUCACGACAAAAAUUAUCAUUUGUCACUUCCACGUUUUUAUGUAACGGAAAAGUAACACCUAAACUUUGCGGAUAGGGACCCCGGGGGGCACUUGGGUAUUUUUUGGGUGGGUAUGUGCAGGCAAAACUCCAAAUUGGCACUCCGUUCUAAAAGAAAUUUCUCCUAAAAUUGAUACCCCGUUCUAGACAUGGGCCAAUUUUUUAUACCCCGUUCUAGAAUUCGCCCUAAAACUGAUACCCCGUUCUAGAAAUGGGCCAAUUUUCUAUACACCCUUGUACAAAGUUUGUAAAUUGAAGUAGUCCUGUUUUUUAGAUAGAUAUUUCUUUAUUCGUUCGACUUAUACAACAAAUAAAUGCUUCUUCAUAAUCAGCAACAAUUUUAAGCAGAAGAUAAAGCCGUGAUCCACAAUCUUUUAUACCCCGUUCUAGAAAACGCCUCUGAAAUGGAUACCCCGUUCUAAAUUAGGAGCUUCAAAAUCACGACCCCGUGAGGCGGCACAUACCCGUAUAGGUAAUGUAAGGGAGUACCCCCCCCCCCCCGUGGAUAGGGAUCAGAAGGUCCAUCAGUGGUCCAUUGCAAUCAAUAUUCUGUUCCACUCGUUAGGGUUUGGUACAGUAAAUCAAAAUGUUGAUAAAGGUCGUUAGAACCGUAAAAAUCAAAACCAAUGUCAAGGCUAGUCGAUGAAUUUGUAAGAAGUAUCACAUCUAUUUAGUCAAAUGGCUUCCUUUACCCAUAGGGUAGAAAGACUACAAACAAGGUAUGGUCACCGAUGCUGAGAACCAUCAAAUCCGCAAGAAAAACUGUCGCAAAGCAGGAUUUUGUCUGCAUACUGGCUGAAGAAAGACUAUUAAAGAAUGACUAGUAAAGAAGUUGAAGUUGACGUUACUAUGGAAUGAAGGUCCUUCUUUGUGUUAUGAGUCUAGAGGGACAUAUUUUUCCGCCCGUUUAGACUUUCCCACGCACCCACUAUCUGCCCCUGGGUCUCCGAGGAUGCGUUCAACGAAGAGGUGAGAGUGUCUCAGCAAGACCCUCGUCCAGGGUGGAGAGGGGGGUGGGGUGAGGGGGGGAAGGGUCAUUCUACUGGCCAGCGGUUUCUUCUUCAAAAAGUAAAAAGAUAAGAUGGCGAGAGUGCGGAAUUUCUUUUAUGGUUUGCUGCAAAUGAGGAGGCAUUAUGCCCGGUAUGGUUUCAGUUGUCUUUGACAUUGACUAGUUGACUCAUUUUUCUGUUACUUAGUUCAUGUCAUGCUUUCAGGCUGGCAGAAAUCGGGCGUUUUCAGGAACUUAAAACCAGCGGAAAAUAUGAACCUGGACAGGUAAUAAACUUCAGCUUUCGUGACGACUUAACGGUACGAUGACGAUAGAGAGUUGAAUUUUCACGCUGUGCGAAGCGCGGUGUACAAAUUCUAGGGAAAGGGACUAAUUUAGUUGCCUAAACAACAGAAUGCAGGGACUGACUUAGUAAUCAUCCCAUAUCAUUAAAAUUAUGUACAAAACCAUAUAUUGUUGGGCUCACAUGUCACGUUCUUCAAAGCCCUCGGACAAAGUGGACGUGAAUAUUUCUGAAUCAGGAUUCUCCAGAAAAUCUGAAGAAGAAAGAGAACAACACUUAAUGGGCGAAAACUGAUUGUUGUAUUAAACGAUUCCUCUUCUCUGUGGUACAGCUGUGUGAAUGGGUAGAUAAUAGGUAUGGGAUGAGGUUGCCGCAGUAGCCCCCUCUUUCAUUGGAGGAGUCCAGGGUUUUGGGUCACAUGAGGCACAACUUUUAUCUUUGUGAAAAAUGUGUUUCAUGAGAUGAAUACUACAAGAUCCUUAAACAUUGGUUGCCCAGGUUUGUUUGAAUUUAGAAGCAUGCACUUUUCUAAUGACUUGAAUUGUUCCUUUAAUUUUUGCAUAGCUGUUCCUUCACAGAAUAUUUGGCUACAGAGGUGUCAUACUUUUCACGUGGACAGCAAGGGUGUAUGAUCGGGACAAGGAAACAAGAGAAAAUGAAAAGUUAGUCACAGCAAAAAGCUUGAACCCAUUUUCCAACAAUGCCAUUUGAAACAUGUCUGGUUAACACCUGGGCAAGAUGGAUGACACUGCCUCUUGUUCUUGAUUAUAAAUACGCACUCUUGGUGGUAAAUAUUUGUGGCUGCCCAAGCUUGGAGGCCCAGUGCUUAUGUACCAGGGCUGUGUUCUUGCAGGUUGGGGUGAUAAGUGCAAAAAAGAAAGUCUCAUAAUUUCAGACCUGGAGCAGUUGGCAUCUCUAGUUUAUACUUGUGUGAUAAUAUUUAUGUGUACCUUCGGGUUAUUAAUGCAUGUUAUUCUGUUAACAGGUCAUUUGAGGAGAAUGGAUCCUUCAAUCCUGGGAAAGAAAUAAAAGCUGAAACACAGACUUAUUACCAGGCACUAAUCGAUAACAGGGAUUCCCCAUUUAUUGUAAGUUUCAGUUUCCCUUGUCAUAUAACUGUUAUCCUUAUAAAUAAUGGAAGUAGAACUGAGUGGAGUCCAGUUCCAUCUUUAACCAUACAAUUAAUAAUUAAACAAAAUUGGACGACUGUGUGCCGGGAGUCAGAUUUGGUUAAUAGCGGGUAUGAUUUUGACAUGAAGUUCUGUUACUAAUAAUCACAACUAAAACAAAAUUUGUGAUUGCUUAAACUUUUCUUUACAUUAAAACACAAGAUCUUCUGAGAGCUUUUUGCUACAUGAGAAUAAUGAAUCUAUUUAACAGUUUGGGAUAAUUUAUAGACUACAUUAGAUAUUGUGAAGUAGGUACACAGGUCAUUGUGUUUCAAUAUGGGGUGAACAUGACCCAAGGGCCAGCUAAGGAUCAGCAAUUUUAUCGUCUUUAUGCUAUUUUUUAUUUUAUUUCAGAGAGCUCAACCCGAGAUUGUAACAUUUCUUGGGUAUGAAAGUGACAAUGCGCUCUACUCAAUUCCAGGCAAGCACAUAGUUAAACCUGUUUCUCUUUAACAAUUUCAGAAACUGUAACUUGUACAGAAGUGGAAAGAAUGGAUAAAAAACUGUCAGUCAUACAUUUAUUUAUAUAUCACCAUCAACAUGACCUCAAAAUUACCGGUAAUUUUGGUGAAAGUGCUGGUUUGUAGAAAUGUAUAGGUUCUUCCCUGUGUAACUAACUAAUUUUUAUGUUACUGUAUUUUAGGUCUGGACUACAUAUCUCAAGAAGAUGUGCUUCCAUACACAGUUUCAGAUGCAUUUUCUCGUCCCAUUCAUCACGAGCUCUUUGACAGAUUCUUGUAUCCCGAACCAGGGAAAGGUAUUAAAAAUACCAAUAAUGAAAUAAAUAUUACCUUUCAAUUCCAUCACUGACUACAGUCACUGACGUCAAAGAUGGUAUAAAAGCAAAAUUAUUCACGAUUGUCUUCAUGCAAGACAGUGGUGCAUUAGGUUAACUGCUUUGACCAUGAAAAACUCUUAAAACAGCUACGCAAAGACAAAACUGAGCAAUCAGAGCAUUCACUUUUGUUUUGUUAUAAAUGAAAGUGUUUUUCUUGAUGACAGGCAUUUGUUAUUUGUACGAAGUGUUCUGAAAUACAAAGGUAGCCUCAAAUGCAGACACUCCUUUGAACUGUCACACAUUCCUCAAGGACCACAAUGUUACAAAAGGCUACUGGAAAACUCAACUAAUAGUGUGGUUUUGACUAUAAAUUUCUUUUGUCUACUGUCAACAUUACAUUGGUAGUCUAGAAACAGGCCAGUAAUUGCAUAUUGCAUUAACUUCUGUCAAAAAGUGAUAUUUUUGUACCACUGUUCUAGUGCCACCUUUUGCACCUCGUGAGGCUCUUCAGGCAUGGCAAGAAAAGAACCACAAAUGGUUGGAACUGACAGAUGUGCACAGAGAAACACAUUCUAAUGUUAGGAUCACUGUCAUGCCGUUUUACAUGGGAACUAAGGUGUGCAACUUUUUUCUGACCUCUGUUAUUUUGUACUUAUCAAUGGAAAGUAUUUACUGUAGACAUGUUUACCAGGUCUCCUUAAACUUGUGUGUAUUUGGCCACAAAAAUACUGUAAAUGAAUAAAUAACUGAACAUAUAUUUUAAUAUAUAAACAGAUUUGUGAAAAAUACAUAUUAUCAUAAUAAGUCAAAUUGAAGGAACACCUGAAGACAAUUUUUCUUUAACAGAUUCACUUUAAAAUGCACUGCUAAAAACUAGGAAUUCUUGGCUAUUUUUUAAAGUUUUUUUUCAGUUUCACCGACAUGAUUCUGUAGAUUUAGAAAAAAAAAAGAAAAUGAGAAAAUGAGAAAAAAACAGAUGACUUAAGGGAAAAUGCCGACUGCAACUAUAACACCUUAUCUUUAGAAGAACUGACUGAUUUUGUCGUACUUUCAGAACAACCUCUCAUCCCAGGACUACUGGGUGAGUAUUUAUAUUUCCUGUGUUAUACAUAACCUCAAGUUUCUUUGAAUGCUUAAAGGGUUGAUGAUUUUGAUUUUAUCACCUCCAAAUAGCGGCUCUUCUACCAUAUUCCAACUUUGUUCCCAGGGUUCUGUCCUACCCAUCCCUGUAGGACAGAACCCCUGGAACGUCAAGAUUGACCAUAUUCAGUGUGCAAAGAAAGUAUUGUUCGAUAGCCCGGGGCUAGUGGAUUUUGCUAUUGGGCUAGUGAAUUUUGUUUUUAACUUGCCCAACGGGCAAGUGAUGUUUUUUGAAGAAUUCGAAUAACAGAAGAACUGUGAAGUCAAUUCUUCUCGUCAAAAAGCUUUUGGGGCUAGUUGAAAUGACAUCUGGGCUAGUAAAUGCUAGCUUCAGCUUGCCCGAAUGGCAAGCUGUAAAAAUGAUUUUUUUGCACCCUGCAUAUUCCUGAUCAAACUGGAAUUUGAAAAUUUGGUUUUUGAGUAGAGGAGAAAAAUGUCUUGGAGCAAAGAGUACAAACAAAUAGAUAAAUAAACUCAUUGGCAUCACUGCCAUUAUUCGCACUCAUUCAUCCCCAGUCCACACUGGAGGAAUGUGAGUGAUGAAAAAGUAACUUUGCCACCCUUUAUACCCAUAUUAUAGAGGGACACCAACAAAUUCCCCUCCUUAUUUCAGGUAGCCUGCGUGGAAGGCGUUCUAAAGGGAAGAGAAAGGGAAUCGGGUGCAUGGGAGAAGGGAGGAACCUUCCCUCUUCCUUGCACACCAUUCGCUCUUCUCGUGAGCCUGAAAUCCCCUUGGCCUUCCCCUCGGAAUGCCUGCCACGCAUGUUAUAUUUGAGACUUCAGAAUUUCAACAACAGUAAGUUGGUUGUCACCUUGCCUUUCUUAAAGACCCAAAUAAAGACGACUGUGUAUGAGACUAUAGAACCGAGUCAGUGGCCUUAAAGUUCAGUUAGAAUAAAGACCUGCUAAUAGGCUGGAAUGCAGCUUAUUUAUUUGCUGACUAAUUAUUACACUUCUCACAAGAUUAGAUGUUAUUGUUUCAGUGGCGAUACUGCAUCAGAAUUGAGAAUCUUGGACAGGAAAUUGUUCAACUUCGAGAAAGACACUGGAGAAUAUUUAGUCUGUCGGGCACACUGGAGACUGUCAGAGGGAGGGGUGUGGUGGGACAGGUAAGGCUUUUUGGUGAAAAACGACGCCUGAAGAAAAUACACAAUCUUUCUUUCCAAUCUUUCUUAAUAUGAGUCAUUUCGUAUAUUUCCACUUACUUUCCUCUGCCAAGAAGGGUUUACGGUCAUCUCGCCACCAUCCAACUCGCCACCAAGAAGUCAAUUCGCUGCCAACCAGCUCGCCACCAGCUGUUAAGUCUGCUUAGAUUGGAAGAUUGGGAGCAACAAGCCAAGCACCCCGGGCAUAACAAUCCACUGGUCGACGGGGGUUAUCGUUUAAGAUCUUGUCUUAUCUUAGGCGAGUAGACUGUGUUUUAAUGGCGAGUUAGAGUUUACUUCUUAGUGGCGAUUUUGUUGGUUGCGAGAUGGUUUGGUGGCGAGGUGACCGGAUAUCGUCCAAAAGACGCCCUAGGAACAGGUCUGAAUUUUCGAAGAUUUUCUCUUAAGGGAGAAAUCAUCGUUGCCUUGCUUUCUAUUUCUGAGAUCCGUAUUGAAGGUAGAUUUGUCUUCUCCAUUUUUUCCGAACACAACUAACAAGCUCUUAACAAAAGGUAGGAAAGUUAAAACUGUGACGGAAAUGACAUGUGACUGUUUAAAGAUUAAGGAAAGCCGAUUAAAGUUGAAAAUAACUCAGACGUUUCGGGAAUACUGUCCCUUUUUCUGUGAGGUUUUAAACAGCAAAAAAAGGAUCAACGUUAGAAAAUGAUUUCUUAAAAAAAGCUGAAAAUAAGUUACUGACGCCGUUUUGUGACUUAUAUAGGAACCUGUCUUGUCACCAGAGCAACCAGCUUUCCAAUAUAGCAGUCACGUGUCAUUACAAGCACCCAGCGGAAACAUGUGGUGAGUAAAGAGUAAGAAAAAACAUUGUACCCGUACGGCACGGUAUACUGUCAGUACUUGUACGCUAUAAGUGACUUAGCCUGUACAAAGACCCUCUAAUUUCUCUUUAGAGAUCGUCGAGCGCGCGCGUAUCACUGGAGACCUUUAUAUAUAUUCUAGAACGAGGACGAAAUUCGACGUAAAGUUUUAGUCGUGUAUUUUCAAACAAUAUACACCUCAGAAAGCUUCAUUGAACUUUUGCACCUAUCAAUGUAAACCCCGUCGGGAGAGGCGGGCAAGGGGUGGGGAUUUGACAAAUUUUAAAAUUUUUUGAUCAAAUUCCCCAGGGUGGGAAACGAAAGGUCAAUCAAAAGUGUCAAAAAAAGCUCCCACCCCAGGGGAAAAAAUCUAAACGAACAAUACCAUAAUAAUGUAUAAAACGAAUUAAAAGAACAUUUCAAAAGUACGCCCUUACUAAACGUAAGCUCCGUUAAAUUACUCGCUGUAAUUAAGUAUUUUCUCUCUCCACUAGCAUCUCUUAUUUUGAACAACAAAAUCACUCUAGGAAGAUUGACCGUGCUAUUAUGAUAUUAAUGAAACGUAAAAUGCUUUAUAACAUCUGUUCAACAUGUCGGAACAGGUCGGAUCAGUGAUCCGUAAAAAAUCCUCUAACUUUCAUGGGGGAGUUCGAUUUCAAUCGAUUUUUACAAUCAGAUGGGAACUUGAAGAUAAAAACUUUCUCAAAAUAGACAUUAUCUGUUUAGAUGACAGUUUAACAGUUCGGGAGUAUGCCAGUUUUGGAAGAAGCGAUGACGUCAUGAUUCUAUUGUUCUGCUAAAAAUACGCAAAAAUGGGAAAAAAUAAUCGCCAAAAACAAGGGAGCUUUUUCAAAGCCUGUUCCAGGUCCACUCGUUCAAUAUCCGGAACUUCCGAGCUAGCAGUGCUGAUGAAGAAGCUUUUUCCUUGCUUUUUGAAUGUCAAGAGCAGUUUUGUGCCACAUUACGGUAGUUAAAAUCGACAGUUAUCAAACAGCGUUCGAAGACGUCGCCGCCAUCUUGACGGGCAUCGAAUGUAAGUACAUGUCUUUAUGUUUAGUUUUCAGUAUCUUGCCGAAUUUUUACGAAAUCAAGACUAAUUUUCCUCAAAACUACAACGUGUAAGGUGUGUUCAGGCAAAGUUUCAUCGAUGGUAACAACCUAGUAAAAAUGGUAACCACACAUUGAAAAUUGCCAACGGACAGGAAGGGUUACCAUAUUGAUGGUUAUGCCUUAGUCUGUCUAUGUAUUUUAAGUUAUAAGGGAUCAAGUCUGUUUUUGGUUGUGUUCACCGGCAAUGUAUGCGACUCUGAUCUAGGAAUCACUUUAUUGAUCCAGAUCAUGUGUGUGGAAUGAGUUUUAAAUCAGUGUGAGUAGGUUCUUAUAUUGAUUUCUUAUAUUUUGAUCAGGAAGUUCGUCCAAAAUGUAGACAUAUUACAAACAUGUUGUCGCGUUUGUGCCAAAAAGCUGGGAAAAAGAACGAGGAAGACAAAUGUUAAAUAUCUUCAGAACGACAUAUUUGUGCUCUGAGGGCAAAAUGUUGUUUUAGGUUCGCCUCAUGUUACUCUGUAAUAAAAAAUUUAAUAUCUAAAUUCAACCCUACCUCAGUAAAAUCAAACAUGUGUUUUUGUCUCUUUGUAGUGUGGUCACAGGCUUACCUACCACCACAAAAGCCCCUCCUCCCUCUCAAAAAUGGGUAAGAGGGAAACAGGUUGGAGGGGGGGCUUAUAUACCUUGUGAGUGGAAGCUCACACUCAAUGACCAUUCAACCAUAGAAGAGACUGUGGCCCUUAUUCAAGGGGCUUUAAAGGAGAUAGAUGAGGAAGGAGUCAUGGAAGUGGAGGCUUGUGAAGAUUUUCUUCACAUAAUGUUCAAUCCCUUGCGUCAAAUAUUGUUUGUACUUUACAAAUGCCAAAUACAUAAUUUGUUCAGUCCCUGUGCUGUGCAAAGGUCAAUCUGAAACAGGAAAAAUGCCACACUCUCCCCCAUCAAUACCUUUGCAGCAGCAAUAAGCCCACAUUUUAUGUCAUAAUAUUGAAUAUGUUUGUAUUUGAAUAAAUCCUAAAUUAUUGAGAUUCUCUCGAUGAAAAAGCAUCCAUAUUAAUGUAUCGUCUUCAACAAAUCAUCCUCCCUAAUAAAUAAUACAUGAGAGACAUCUCACAAGAUAACUAUUGAAGACCUAUGUCAGCUGCUACUGUCUUCAUUAUAUCAAUUAAGCUUUGGUUUUUGGUUUUCAUGUCCAAGAAGGUGUUAAAAAAACAAGAUUUUGAGAUAUAAGAGUGUGUAUAAUAUGCGAGCCAGCGAGCCAUGGCAGCGAGUCAUGCAGGUCAGAUACAACUCAUUGAAAACAAUACAUAAAAAUUGAAAACAGUAAUACCGAAAGAAUUAACCUAAAGCUUACCAUGGUAAAUAAGUGUUUAACCCUAAACAGCACUUAAUCAUAACCCUAACCCCAACCUAAACCCUAAUCAGUAAAAAGCAUGCCCAACCGUAAUCUGUAAAAUUUGCAGUUUUUACUUGUUUUUACUUUAUUUUUGCUGAUGGUCUGCGAACUUGCAUAGCUCCCUUGCUCAUAGUUUAUGUCAGGACCAGAAAUAAAAUGUUUGUUUACAAAAAACAAAAUGUAACAAUAAAAUUAAUAACUUUUAUAAUUGUAUCUUUACUCUGAUGUGUGAGCUUUGUUUUCUUGAAAGUGCUGUUCCAUAGAAACAUGGAGAACUGUGAAAAAGAACUUUGGAAAACUUAUGUUGUGUCCAUGCCAAGUGCAGCAAUCAUUAUUAUUUUGGGCCAAACCUUGUCUAAUAGAAUUGUUUGAGGGUCCCCACAGAGAAGACUCGGAGAAAAGUGCUCCUCAAAGUUACAAUGCCUUUGGUUUGAAGGCAACCCCAGAGUUAAAAACAAUAUUUAGUAUUAUUCGGAUAUACAUCAAAUCCCAUAUAAGAGGAUAUUUUAUAACAAUCUAUAACCCUGUUGAUCUCUGACUUCUGGUCAAAUCCGGUGGACUACAAGACUAUAGUAUCCCAUUUUAAUCAGUAUAUCCAAAAACAUGUAACAGGCAUUCUUAGUUUUCCAAUAUGUAUAUUAAAUUCUAAAGAGUCUCUUGCAUUUGUUAAGCUUGAGCAAAUACUCAGUGAAUUUCAGACAGUGGAAUAAUUGAAAGCAGUAGGUUUUUUUGAAGCGGCACAAAGAAAAAAUGAUCAGGGAUGAUAAGCAAGAAUUUCACUUUGUGGGUUUUCAAGAAGAAAACGCGAACACAAUACCCUCAGAAAUCCCUAGUAAACCUGUCGUAUACCUGGACGGAACCCCUUCAAGACAUACACCAACAGAACAUCAUAUUCGAAAAAAGCAGAUAUUUUACUCACAAAUGACUCGCUUGCACCAAAACAAUAACCUGAAUUACAGCCGUCUUCUCCGGCCAGUCGCUCACUCCCCAAGAGAGAAACAGAAGCAACGGGAAAAAUUACAGUAAAACUUACUCUUUGCUAACAUAAGGAAAUAAGUUAUAGAACAACUCACUUUUUUAGUUGUUUCCAAAGCAUUAUUUUUUCUUAUAAUAUAAAAAAUUAAUGAAAGAAAUAGGCACAAACUUGUUAGCGUGCUUACCAUUUACAUACGCAGUGAGUACGAAGUGCCUACAAAGCGCGCAAUAAGCGAAGAACUAUAGCGCAAGAAUGGUUACUCCUUGUCCUCAAGGUACUUCCCAAUUCAUAGUAAGGAGAAGACAAAUAAAAGGCUCGAUGAAACAAGAAUAAACGAGAAUUUCUGUCAAUACCCUUUCCUCUCCCUUGUCCGCCAUUUUGUAUGUUUUGAAAAUGACCAUCGCCAUGGUGAUCAUGUUAUGGUUGGUGACGUAGACCAUUGUUUUCGCUUCUUCCAAAACUGGCAUACUCCCGAACUGUUUAAAGUAUCGGAUUAUGGCGAUUAAAACAAAUGAAAACUUCACACUUUUCUCCAACAGCGUGAUUUUCAGAAAGCCUCAAGGGACGGACUUGGCAACCGCUUCUGAAUUGAUACCAGGCUUCUGUCGGUCAAAGUCAAAUGUCCCGACCCCGGGGUCGCUUCGCACGAUCAAAAGCCCGACAGGGGGAUAGUCUCAGGCAUCAAAUCCCCGCCCCUUGCCCGCCCUCCCCCCCCCCCCCACGGGAUUUACAUUGAUAGGUGCAUUUUUCCAGCAGAAAAGUUGGCAAUACUGUAUUAUUCUGAUUGAAGCAGGUUAAGCCGUCUCCUGAUCCGAAAAUGAUAAAACUUCUAACAUUUGAUAACUUGUUUCCGCCCGACUACGACAUUCUUGCUAAGGCCUCAUUUCCACUGUUGAGUAAUUUUUCCGUGGGAACCCGUGUAAAAUUUACAUGCGUAAAAUUAAAUUGAGGCAAUGUCUGAAAGGACCCGCGUAAACGUGAAAGUUGAGCGAGGUUCAGCUUUUAGGUGUACGCGUGACCCGCCAUACAAUAGAGACAGCCUCCUCCUCUGGCGCUUCGUUUUUCGCAUGGCAGAGGCGAGCGCGAAACGAGUGACUGGUGAUGAACCGCAAGGGACCAUGGGAAGGGUACAGACGGCAGGCGAAGCCCGUUGUCUCCUUCCCGCCUUCCUUUGCGCGCUCAUUUUCAUCAAAAGAGAGACGUCUGGGUACGAGGCAGCAAUAGAGAGUUUUAGAUUCGAGUUUACCGCGAACCUCUAACCGCUGGAGGUCACGUGACAAGUCUUUCACGUCACGUUUGAGGUUUACGACGUGCGUUUUCAACGUGGGGAGGUAGGGUUUCACAAAAAUCUUGUGGAACAAGUCUUUAUCCAUUAACAGAGGCACAAAUUCGGGCGAAAUGCUAAAUUUGAUAAAUCCUAUUGGAUCUUGAAAACAAGUGCCAUUCAUGGCUGCUGAUUCAAAAUGGCGGCCGUAAUCUAAUCCACCGCCAAUCUGAAUCGAAUUAUGUUUUAACGUCGAACCGCAAACGGGUAACCGCAAACCGCGGUUAGAGGUUGGCGGUAAACUCGGAUCUAAAACUCUCUAAUGUUUCUAUUUUACUUACGCGCAUAAAAAUUUCGUGCUUGCGCACGUAAAAAUUACGCGGUAGUGGAAAUAAACCCUAAAACUCGUAGUAGAAUGACGACGGCUACCACGUUUUCCCGCCAAAAUGACGCUGGUUCAAGUGCUUACACUACGUAAAGGUCUCUAAUAUAAAACCGCCGGGGGUUUAUUGACUGCAAGCUCAAGGAGGUGGGGGUGGUUAAAAGAAAAAGGAGAUUUUUCUGUUUUUCUCGCGCUUCGCGCUCGUUCUCACACGCUGUCAAAUUCUUUAAAAAAUAAAAAAAAGAAAGGAAAACGUCCGUGGGUAGGCUAUAAGUGACUUGGUUUGGAAACACUAUUCCAGUGUAAUGUCAUACAUUUACAGAGGAGAAACAAUACUUACUAUUCAUCCGUACGACAGAUUUCGUGUAAAUGAUGGUUGCUUGUUAUUCUUGUUAAUACUUAUAAUUUUAGCUCAGGUUUGACUAAGUAGUCUCCGACCACUGUCCUAUUUUAGUGGAGUGACAGGUGAGAAGCCGGUUUUUACUGUAUUAUCCUUCCUAUCGUUUUUCUUUUAGGGGGAAAUUCCGAUUUGAGCGCUCAGAUGGCAGUAUGUUUGAAACUCCAAUUCCUCCCUUCGCACUGGACAGCAGAAAAGAAGAUACACCGGAACCACCGAGAACGACUUGAAAAAGACACACGAAUCAUUUAAAGAAUUGCCAUAGGCUUACAUUGAAGUCUUCACUACCGCGUGAUAAGCCUGCGUGACGGGCCAUCGAAUACACCUUUUUAGCUUGCAUG
Porites lobata is the source of this 15170-nucleotide messenger RNA. Lineage: Eukaryota; Metazoa; Cnidaria; Anthozoa; Scleractinia; Poritidae. The record is from the annotation of a GenBank genome assembly.